Entelurus aequoreus (snake pipefish) is the source of this 2576-nucleotide messenger RNA. RefSeq names its product gastrula zinc finger protein XlCGF57.1-like. Gene Ontology annotation, biological process: regulation of transcription by RNA polymerase II. Gene Ontology annotation, molecular function: RNA polymerase II cis-regulatory region sequence-specific DNA binding; DNA-binding transcription activator activity, RNA polymerase II-specific. Gene Ontology annotation, cellular component: nucleus. NCBI's taxonomy places the organism in Eukaryota, Metazoa, Chordata, Actinopteri, Syngnathiformes, Syngnathidae. The transcript has a single exon. The record is from RefSeq and is a predicted model, not a curated record. The coding region runs from base 293 to 1537 and encodes 414 amino acids.
CGUCCAGCAACUGAUUGGUCAUACGGAAGAAAUUUUCCCUGAGCCGCAAGGUGAAGGCUCCACUUUGAAGCAAGAGCAUCCAAGGUCCCCCCACAUUAAAGAGGAAGAGGAGGAAUUUGGGAUAACUCAAGAAGCUGAUCUCACCAAGUUGUCAUUGACUGUUGUCUCUGUGAAGACUGAAGAUGAUGAAGAGAAACCACAAGUGAAAAAUCUCUUAGCUCCACUGUCAGAUAGUGAGGCUGAAGACGAGGUUGAAGUAACUUUGAGCAGCGAUACAGACUGUGAAGGUGAUAUGAGGACUCACACUGACAACAAACAGUCCGAUUGCUCCAAAAAAAAGAGCGGUACAAAAUGUUUCAGUUGCUCAGUUUGUGCUAAAAGCUUUACACUAAAGAACACUUUGACAGUACACAUGAGAACGCACACAGGAGAAAAGCCUUUCGAGUGUUCAGUUUGCGGUAAAACAUUUUCUCAAAAGAUCAAUUUGACAGCACACAUGAGAUCACACACAGGAGAAAAACCAUUUAAUUGUUCAGAGUGCGAUAGAAAUUUUGCUUACAAUACCCAUUUAACAAACCACAUGAGAACACACACUGGAGAAAAACCUUUCAUGUGUUCAGUUUGUGGUAAAAGAUUUUCUCGCAAGAGUGAAUUGGCAAUACACAUCCGAACACACACUGAAGAGAAACCAUUCAAUUGUUCAGUUUGCUCUAAAAGCUUCUCCCAAAAACCAAUUUUGACUGAACACAUGAGAAUACACACAGGGGAAAAACCAUACAAAUGUUCAGUUUGUGGUAAAAACUUCACUCAAAAACAAACUUUGACAACACACAUGAGAACACACACAGGAGAAAAACCAUACAUAUGUUCAGUGUGUGGUAAAAACUUCUCUCAAAAACAAACUUUGACUACACACGUGAGAGCACACACAGGAGAAAACCCAUUUAAUUGUUCAAUUUGUGGUAAAGCAUUUUAUCGUGAACUCAAUUUGACUAGACACAUGAGAACACACACAGGAGAAAAACCAUUUAAAUGUACAGUUUGUGGUAAAAAUAUAUCUCAAAAGGCUAAUUUGGCAGCACACAUGAGAACACACACAGGAGAGAGGCCAUUUAAAUGUUUAGUUUGUGGUCAACAUUUUUCCCAAAAUAUCCAUUUGACUGUGCACAUGAGAACGCACACAGGAGAAAAACCAUUCAUGUGUUUAGUUUGUGGUAAAAGAUGUUCUCGUAAGAGUGAUUUGACAACACACAUGAGAACACACACAGGAGAGAAACCAUUUGAUUGUUCGGUUUGUGGUCAAAACUUUGCCCGAAAACUAUAUUUGACUACACACAUGAGAACACACACAGGAGCAAAAACAUAUACAUGUUCAGUUUGUGGGAGAGGUUUUUCACGCAAGGAAAAUUUGACUGGACACAUGAGAACACACACUGGAGAAAAACCCUUUAAAUGUUCAGUUUGUGGGGGAAACUUUUCUCUCAAGACUCAUCUCACAGGACACAUGAGAACACACACUGGAGAAAAAAGCCUUUAAUUGUUCAGUCUGUGGGAAAAGCUUUUUUUCCAGGUGAUGUAUGAGGUGACACAAUGGAAACACACAAUAGAAAAAAACAUGUUCCACACGUUUUUUGUUUGAUUGAAACUUUUAUUAGUAGAUUGCACAGUACAGUACAUAUUCCGUACAAUUGACCACUAAAUGGUAACACCCGAGUAAGUUUUUCAAGUUGUUUAAGUCGGGGUCCACGUAAAUCAAUUCAUGGUUCGUGGCGUCAGAAAGAUGCCAGACAAUAAAAAACAUGUUCCAUAUGUGGCGUCAGAAAGAUGCCAGACAAUAACAUAUAUGUUAAGAUACAAAAACAUACACCCGUUUGUGUUCAAAGCUGCACUAAAAAGAGCAAAUUGUUUGAUCGCAGGAGAAAAACCCUUUAGUUUCAGAGUUCGUACAAUAGCUUUUUCUGAAAAAAUAGGCACAACAUGUAUGGUGUUUCAGCAUGUGUCGAAUUAAAUUUGUUAGUGCUAAAAUCUUUACAUCAAACUAAACAUUCAAGCAAUUCUUUAUACAGUCGGCAUUUUAAUGUGUUAACUUAGUUGUCUUCUGAGUUCAUCUGUAACAGAAAAAAAAGCAUUAAAUGUUUUUUUCCCUCCUGUGAGUUCGACUGAUGCUAAGAACAGCAGCUACACAGCUUGGAUUGGUUCAGAACAACAUGGAUGGGGUUUCUCUCACCUUCCUUUUGGAUUACGGAAGUGUUGUGUUCGUGUUGUGUCAAUCUUGUGUAAUAGUGUUGUAGUUACAAAGUAUCCCUUAUGUUCAACAACAUUUACUUCUGUUUUAUUACAGAAAUAAAAACUCAUGUGACACAAACAUAAGCGUAGUAAACAUGUAGUGUGUCAGAAUAAUUGUCACAAAACUUUGUGUUUCCAUGCUUUCCCGGCGAGAAGACAAAAGCUGUCUUUGAUCUUACCAAGCAAAAGGCUUGUAAAACUCCACUGUGGGAAGCGACAUGAAGGUGUCGGUUUCUUUUAACUAUUGUAAUCCACAGGAAGAUCUAGUCUUGACCCGAGAUCUACAAAGC